UAUGGUGUGUAAGUCAUACGACAGCCCUCGAAGGAUUCCAGGAAAAAACCCAACUGAGUUGAAGUGCUUCCAUGGUCUCUAAGCUAAACAGUUUCCGUUCAAUUGUGGUUGUUUUUCUUCAUGUUGGGCCAAAAUCUCUGAUUACCGGAAAUGUACGGAUCUGUGUUCUGUCGUUGUGUCUUUUAGACCAUGAAAACUGUUCCCUUCUGCUACGAGAUUCUCACGCCCACCAUACGACAAAGAUUCCGAUCCCUCUCGUUCCUCGUAGAAAAUGCAGAUGCCAUGUCGGACAGAUCGAGUUUCUUUCACUCCCGUUCAUCACCACGUUCAUCUCUGGUUCUGCCCGAUGGCUUGGAUUCUCGAGCGGCUGCUGAAGUUCCCGAUCAAGACGAGAUCACGUCCUGGAACAGGAUUAUCGCCCGGCAUAUUCGUUCAGGCGAACUUGAUUCCGCCAUGAAAGUGUUCCAUGGCAUGAGAGCCAAGAACAUUGUCACCUGGAAUUCGAUUCUUGCGGGUAUCUCCAAAGUGCCCGGGAGAUUGAGUGAAGCACAGAAGCUGUUCGAAGAAAUUCCCCAUUCGGACGUUUUCUCUUACAACACAAUGCUGUCUUGCUACGUCCGCAACUCCGAUCUCCAGACCGCUCGGAGCUUCUUCGAUCGGAUGCCGGUCAGGGACGUGGCGUCCUGGAACACGAUGAUCACUGGGUACGCUCGGCAAGGCCAACUGGAAAAAGCACGGGAAAUGUUCUCCGCCAUGCCGGAUAAGAACGAAGUCACCUGGAACGCGAUGAUCUCUGGGUAUGUAGAAUGCGGAGAUUUGGAGACGGCUUCGUCGAUUUUCAGAGCGGCCCCGGUAAAGGGCGUCGUGGCCUGGACGGCGAUGAUCACAGGGUAUAUGCGGUCCAAGAAGAUCGGAUUAGCCGAGGCUGUGUUCCGUGACAUGCCGGUGAAGAAGAAUCUCGUGACAUGGAACGCCAUGAUCUCGGGUUAUGUGGAGAAUUCCUGGCCAGAGGAUGGCUUGAAGCUUUUCCGAGCAAUGCUGGAAGAUGGCAUCAGGCCUAACCCGUCGAGCCUGAGCAGUGCUCUGCUCGGCUGCAGCGAGCUAUCGGCCUUACAGCUCGGGAGACAAGUUCAUCAGUUAGUGUGUAAAUCUCCAUUAUCAAACGACACAACUGCAUCGACAUCCCUGAUCAGUAUGUACUGCAAGUGCGGAGACUUAGUAGAUGCUUGGAAACUCUUCACGGGGAUGAAGAGGAGAGAUAUCGUGGCCUGGAACGCCAUGAUUUCUGGGUAUGCUCAACAUGGGCAGGCUCAAAAGGCUCUGGAACUGUUCGGGGAAAUGAGAAACGGUGGAAUCAGACCAGACUGGAUAACAUUCGUGGCGGUUUUACUGGCGUGUAACCACAGCGGUCUCGUCAGGGCCGGGAUGGAGUUUUUCGAUUCGAUGGUGAGUGACUACGGGAUUCAACCGCGACCAGAUCACUACACUUGUAUGGUCGAUCUUCUGGGUCGGGCUGGGAAGUUAGAUGAGGCAUUGAAGCUGGUGAAGUCAAUGCCUUUCAGACCACAUGCCGCGAUUUACGGGACACUCUUAGGGGCUUGUAGGGUUCACAAGAAUGCGGAAAUGGCUGAGUUUGCAGCCAAGAAGCUGCUUGAGCUCGAUCCAAGCAGCGCAGCCGGGUAUGUACAGCUCGCUAACGUCUAUGCAUCGAAGAAUCAGUGGCAAGAAGUCGCUAGAAUCCGUAAGAAAAUGAAGGAGAACAAGGUUGUGAAGAUACCCGGGUACAGUUGGAUCGAGAUAGAGAACGAGGUCCAUGAAUUCCGAUCAGGGGAUCGAGUCCAUAGAGAGAUGGGAUCGAUAGAGGAGAAACUGAAGGAGACGGAGAAGAAGAUGAAGGAAAAAGGGUACGUGCAUGAGCUGGAGUUUGCGUUGCAUGACGUAGGGGACGAGCAGAAGGCGCAGUUGCUGAUGCGUCACAGCGAGAAGCUGGCGGUGGCGUUCGGGUGCAUGAAGGUGCCGAAGGAGCUGCCGGUUCGUGUUUUCAAGAACCUUAGAAUAUGCGGGGACUGUCAUAAGGCGAUCAAAUUGAUUUCUGAGAUCGAAGGGAGAGAGAUCAUUGUUAGGGAUACCACCAGGUUUCACCAUUUCAAGGAUGGCUCCUGCUCUUGUGGUGAUUACUGGUGAGUUUAUGUUUUUUAUUAUAAUAAAAUCGGUUUUUUUUUUCUUUUUGUAAAAUCUGAUGCAAAUAUAGGAAUUUAUUAUCUUUUUUUUUCAAAUA
This is a messenger RNA of Tarenaya hassleriana, 2278 nucleotides long. RefSeq names its product pentatricopeptide repeat-containing protein At4g16835, mitochondrial. Gene Ontology annotation, molecular function: RNA binding; zinc ion binding; protein binding. The record is from RefSeq and is a predicted model, not a curated record. Lineage: Eukaryota; Viridiplantae; Streptophyta; Magnoliopsida; Brassicales; Cleomaceae. The transcript is spliced from 2 exons. Gene Ontology annotation, biological process: RNA modification. The coding region runs from base 190 to 2184 and encodes 664 amino acids.